This is a messenger RNA of Geodia barretti, 1668 nucleotides long. Lineage: Eukaryota; Metazoa; Porifera; Demospongiae; Tetractinellida; Geodiidae. The record is from the annotation of a GenBank genome assembly.
ACAAAUCUCUACUCCGUUGCGACGAGAAAGUUUCUCGUUGUUGUACUGUAGUCCCGUAGUAGUGUGUACCACUUAGUUCUACUGUAAUCGUAGGCUAGGUAGCUGUAAUAACCUACGUACGUACUCCACUAAGUAGCAGAGUGAUUCCUUUCCCAAUCGCCGUCCAUUGACCGACCUGAGAACGCUGGUAUCAUGGAGGGAGUCGACGCGAAAAAGUUAUUCGUGGGAGGGAUAAGCCAGAUGACGGACAAAGACAGUAUGGAGGCGUACUUCAGAAAGUUCGGCAACGUUCUGGAGGUGGAGAUAAAGAAGGACCACGAGGAAGCUAGGCAGGACCCCUCCAGCAAGAGACACCGUGGUUUUGGAUUUGUGACGUUUGAAAGCUCAGACUCGGCUGUCAGCGUUCUUACGCAUCCCAUACCACAUCUUCUCGACGACAAAAGGAUUGACCCAAAGCCGGCUGAGCUGAAACCGGCAGCUCCGAGGCCAAUGCAGAUGGGUAUAAACCAAACAUCAGGGGGUGAAGACUGCGAGAAAAAGAUGUUUGUCGGCGGAAUAAGUGCUGGAACCACUGUAGAGAAUGUCAGGGACUACUUCGUCCACACCUAUGGUGUGACGGAGGUUGAGGUGGAGUUCAAGUAUGACAAGGCAACCCAGCGGAUGAGGGGUUUUGGAUUUGUGACGCUGGAUUCACCAGACCAAGUUACCCGAGUGUGCCAAAAACGCUUUCACGAAAUCAAUGGAAAAUCGGUGGAGGUGAAGAAGGCUCAGCCUCGUCAGGCGACGGCUAGCGGCAUGGCCCUGGCUCAGAUGAGGCAAUCUCAGCAGAGUGUUUCCCCCUAUGGCUAUCAGGGCUAUGGUGGAACAGAUUAUUCUCAGACAAACGGACAACAAGCCUACCAACAAGCAUUCUAUUCCAACGGACAGUACUACGGAUACGACACUACAGCAGCUGCACAAGCCGCGGCAGCGGCUGGUUAUGGUCAGUACGGAGGAGCAGCAGGAGGUGGUUAUGCAGGUUACGAUCCUUCUGCCUAUGCACACAGUCAGUCGUCUGGUGGGUCAAGACAGAACACGCAGAACUACUAUCAGCAGCAUGGAACCCCAUAUGGCCACGGUGGAGCUCAGCAGCUGCAGACCUCCGGCUACAGGCAAGAUGCCAGUGCCUACACCGCCGCUAGAACAACCAGCUACACCUCCCAAGAGGCAGCUGCUUACGGAGGUCAAAGUGCAUACGGAGGGGGCGGAGCUUCAACAGGUGCCCAACAACCCACUGGACACUACCAACCUGGCAGCAGUAGCUAUGGAAACCAAUGAACCACACCCCUACUUAGAGAGCGAACGCAACAAACAUCAGUUAUAUCCCACACACGACUUGACAACAAAAUGUUAUUUUGAGUGAUUGAAAAGAUUGUUGCAGUUAUUAUAAUAAACCAAACGUGUCGAAUUCACUGAUGAAUGAAUGAAUAAAUUAAAAAAUGACGUAAUUUUACAUGAUUAUCUCCACGUCAUUUUAACCCCAAAGAGCCAGGCCUUUACAAACUCGUAAGUCACAAAAGCGAUGGAGAUCGAAGGAGCAACUUUGAUGACAUUGGGCAACAUCCCUUUGUAAAAUGCCAACACCCCUUCAGUCCUGUACAUCGUGACCACCGCAUGGGGCGUACUGCG